Molecule: messenger RNA, 3491 nt
Organism: Chiroxiphia lanceolata (lance-tailed manakin)
Lineage: Eukaryota; Metazoa; Chordata; Aves; Passeriformes; Pipridae
Gene: EPB41L5
Product: erythrocyte membrane protein band 4.1 like 5
Exons: 26
Coding region: 175-2478 (767 amino acids)
Cellular component (GO): cytoskeleton
Molecular function (GO): cytoskeletal protein binding
Source: RefSeq, a predicted model, not a curated record
GCCCCUUCGCCACCGGGCUCCGCCCCGUUAAAGGGGCGAUGGCCGCCCGGCGCGGCGGCAAGCACAGCGUUCCCUCUCCCGUCCGGCUGCCGCCUUCCCUCCCCGCCGCCCUCCUCCUCCAACCGCGCGCCCCGGCUCAGCGGGAGAGCGCGGCCGCGGGAGCCGCCAGCAAAGAUGCUGAGUUUUUUCCGUCGCACGCUGGGCCGGCGGUCCAUGCGGAAACAUGCGGAGAAGGAGCGGCUGAGAGAGGCCCAAAGGGCCGCCACCCACAUCCCUGCGGCUGGUGAUGCAAAAUCCAUCAUCACCUGCCGAGUAGCGCUGCUGGACGGGACGGACGUCAGCGUGGACCUGCCGAAAAAAGCCAAAGGCCAGCUGCUGUUUGAACAGAUCAUGUAUCAUCUGGACCUUAUAGAAAGCGACUACUUUGGAUUAAGGUUCAUGGAUUCUGCACAAGUGGCGCAUUGGCUGGACAACACAAAAAGCAUUAAAAAGCAAGUUAAAAUUGGCCCACCGUAUUGUCUGCAUUUUCGUGUAAAGUUUUACUCAUCAGAGCCCAAUAAUCUACGUGAAGAGCUAACAAGGUAUUUAUUUGUUCUGCAGCUGAAACUGGAUAUUCUUAGUGGAAAAUUGGAAUGUCCUUUUGACACAGCCGUCCAGUUGGCAGCUUAUAACAUGCAAGCUGAACUUGGAGACUAUGAUCCUGCUGAACAUGUCCCUGAACUGGUGUCUGAGUUCAGGUUUGUUCCCACUCAGACUGAAGAGAUGGAACUAGCUGUUUUUGAGAAGUGGAAGGAAUGCAGGGGACAAACACCAGCGCAGGCUGAAACUAACUACUUAAACAAAGCUAAGUGGCUGGAAAUGUAUGGUGUAGACAUGCACAUAGUCAAGGCAAGAGACGGCAAUGAUUACAGCCUGGGACUGACACCUACAGGAGUUCUUGUCUUUGAAGGAGACACAAAGAUUGGUUUGUUUUUCUGGCCAAAGAUAACAAGGCUUGACUUCAAGAAAAACAAACUCACUCUGGUUGUUGUUGAAGAUGAUGAACAGGGAAAGGAGCAGGAGCACACUUUUGUCUUUAGACUGGAUCAUCCCAAAGCCUGCAAACACUUGUGGAAAUGUGCAGUGGAACAUCAUGCCUUCUUCCGGCUCCGAGGUCCUGUCCAAAAGAGCUCAAGUCGAUCAGGCUUCAUCCGGUUGGGGUCUCGGUUCCGAUACAGUGGGAAAACAGAAUAUCAAACCACCAAGACCAACAAAGCCAGGAGAUCAGCAUCCUUUGAAAGACGGCCCAGCAAGAGAUAUUCAAGACGAACCCUACAAAUGAAAGCACAUACUGCUAAACUGGAAGAAACGAGUACUGCAAAUAAUGCUGUUAUCAGCCAAACUAAUGGAUCACAAAGCUGGAAUGCAAAACCAAACCUACCUGUCCUAACAGCGGUUCCUUCCACCCCAGUCUUAGUGGAAAUAGAAAACCUCCCAAGGAGCCCAGGAGCCAGCCAGCAAGACAAGAAGUGCAUCCCUCUUGUUGAUUUGCUAGACAGCACAGAGCUGCCAGAAACUUGUGUUGAUGAUGCCAUAGGCCGUCCGGUUGUUGGCUUGGCAACAGGAGAUUCAGAAGAGGCUGUUAGUUGCCCUCAUCCUGGCACAAAGGAAACUCCUGCUGAAAAAGCAGACUCUGAUCCAUUUGAAGACACAUUCCUAAAACUGAAACAGCUGGAGACAGAGCGCAGCAGCCCUGUGCCAACUGAGCGUCCCAACGUAAACAUAAACAUACAGGAUGAAGUGGUGAAGUUGACAGAUAAAUGUCUUAACAAUGCAAUCGAGAGCCCAAUUGUAGCAGCAAAGUGGCUUCCAGCAGAUCUCAAAAGCAAUAUCCUGAAGGCCCAGGCAGAAGCAGGUCACAAGGUUAUAAAAGAUGACAGCAUGACAGGUGUCAAGAAUUCUAAUAUUCAGGAUGCUGCUGCCAGGAAUAUUCUCCUGUCAGGCAAAUCACAGCAUAGCCCCCCACCAACGAGUCCAGUAUUUCAAGACCCGAGAGAGCUGCUGAAAGCAAUCCCUGCUUCAAACACCUUUGUUCCUAAUGCAUUGAAUGAGGACAAUGCUGCCUCUAACCACGAGGACCUGCUAAUUCCAGCUAAUCUGGCUCCGGCUGAGGAGGCUGCUGUUUCAAAGAGCACUCCAGAUGACCAGGACGUUUCCUUAACAUCACUGACAGAGAAUCUAAUUGACUUUACAGAAGCCACACCUCGGGUGUCUUCCCAGCCCAUCAUAACACCGAGGUGGUUAGUGCCAACCGGACUGAUUUCCAACGGGCCUUUGGGAAAUGAUUUUGCCUUAUCCAUGAAGGCAGCGAAAGGCAGCACAGAGACUCUGCUGUCAGCUGGAUUGACACCAUCCCAGCAGACAGCUGAAGUCCUUGCAAGCCCAGUUACUGAAGAUGCUACAGUAAGAACAAAAUGUUUACUCACCACUGAACUCUAGAAGAAGGAGUUUCUGAACUUCUCACCUUGUAAAAACUCAAAUCUUCUAACACAUCUCCAAGGGAUCCUUGGGAUCAAACUCAUGUUGAAUGGGAGUCAAACAACCAUCUGGUUUGCUAGGAUCCAGGAAGAGACUCCUACGUUUAUUGCAAUCUAACUGGAAUUUCAGUCUAAACCGGGAUGUAAAACCACAUACACGUUUGAUCUUCUCCCUUGGGAGGAGCAAAAUGCCCCACUGGAGCUAGUUCUGAACUGAGGAACAGAAAACAGUUGUGUUCUGCUCAUGCUGGGUUUAUUGUUACUUACCCUGUGGGAGGCUCUCACUGUGAUGUGGGGUGUGGUGUGAGCUCGGUGACCGCUGUAGAGUGAUUAAUAUCACAGAGAUUAAGAGAACUCGUAGGGCCACCUCGUGGCCAUGCUCUGUACAGGGACUCGCAGUGGUGACUGUUUCAUACGGCCAAGGACAUGUUCUUCUGUGUGAUUAUUCCCUCUGUUUUUCCUUCAUUUUACCAACACAUACUCUCCUUUUUGGCCUUAAACACCUUGCACCCCUUGUUACAGUACGUCCAUCAGUGACCAGCUACAUUGACUGGAUUUGAGCUGCUGCUCAUUGCAACCAGGAAAAUGAAAAUUGACCUGCCAAACAGCUUAUAGCAUUAGCAGACUACAGCAGAGGUCUCACAUUUGGCACUGAUUAUUUAAUUUCCUACAUGACUCAAAUACAUCUGUUUUAGGCUAGAGAUGUGUGUGUUUUAAAUGCCAAAGCAGGGAAUGUAUAAGUACAGCUUGCUUCAGGAACUGCUUAUUGAUUAGUUUUGUUGUCUUGUAGGACUAGAAAGGAAAAGAAUUUCUUUGUUUCUCUUCAUACUAUUUCUGGGUGUUUUUUCCAGAUGCUGUGCUUCAGGAAUACUUGCCAGGUAUUUUUGCGGCAUGAGGGUACAACUAGAUCAGUUCUUAACACCACCUUGAAUCCUGUUUCAAGUGUCAUCUUGAAACCAAGUGUGUCUUUGUGAA